UCUAAUUGAUUCUUUUUUUAAGAUUUGACGUUAUUUUUUUUUUUUGUUACUCUUAGAAUAUCAAGCAUUUUUAAUUUAAACUCUUGAAAAGCUGGUUUUCCUAUUCCCAGGUUUUCCAUCUACCUAGUAAGACUAUAAAGGAAGAUCUGGUUAUUUCUCAGAAGUGAACAAAUUGAUUUGAAUAGUGAAAUUUACUGACUCCACUGAUGUCCCCCCAUCACUGGGAGUCAUUUUUCUAUCGUAAUUAUGGUCAUGGCACCUGCUUACAGAAGCGCCAAUCCUCAGUCUUACGGGUUGAACUGAGGGAGGCUGAAAAUGCGUCGUCUCGUGCAUUUUUAAUCAAUUCUUUUCUUAGAACAUUUCCUCCUGUCUGUAUUUUUGUUUUUUACUUCCACAAGAGGGCAGGAAUGCAUCCCUCUUUACAGAAGUUCUCCAUAGGUUUUGCCCAUGACAAAAAUCAUAGAUAAAAUUAAACUUUCGGAUGAUUUUAAGCUUGCAGAAUGAUUAAUGAAAGAGGAAAAAAAGAGUCUCUAUGACAUGAUCUUAAGCUUCAGAGUGAUUUCUAAAGGGAGAAAGCAAGAAAAUUAUAAAAAUAUCAGAAGUCCGGGGUGAGUGUGAAUUGAGACAAUAUAAUCAAUCGUAUCAGAAUUGAUUUUCACUGUGACUGAUAUCAGUUAAAUCAAAGAAAGCACCUGGGGUGGGUUGAGCUGCCCUAUAGACAGAGGGGCCCAGAGGCAGUCCUGGCUUUUUACAUCAGAAGUUUGAUUACUAUAACCAAAAUAUUUAACCUCCGGGGUUUAUCCCAUAGGUCAUUUUUUGUAUGUUAUCAUCCUAUUCUAAUUUAUGGUGUCUUUUUAUUCAACUAACUUGCUUCUUUUCUUCUCAACUUUCUGUCUUCUCUAAGCUGUCAGGGUUUGCAUCACCUUCUACUCCAUUCUGCUUACAUAUCAUUUUGAAAGCUAAUGGGUCAGAAUUACAAGCUGAGUCAAAGAUGCUUCGCCACGACAGACAGAAAGAUAUCUCCUCCAAAUAACUCCCAAGAACCUGUAUAAGGGCCUGAACAUGGGCGACUCAACCAAUUCCUGCAGAGAACAGAACCCCUCACUCCUUCCUCUGAGAGUCAAUUCUAAGAUUUGAGAAGAGGUAUUUUACACGUUAACAGCAGAAGAUGGAAAGACUGGGAAUGGCUCUGCCUCUCUGAAGAUUCUGGGCUUUAACAAAAUAGACAGGACUAUGUAUGCAGGUGAGAAACACGCUUUAAUAUUCCUCAUCCACAAAUACCCACACUAGUAUCUGGAAGAGAUAUCCAAUAAUUCUAUUCUGAUACUUAGUUAAAUUGAUUGCCAAAGGUUCAAUGCCAUGUGCCCAGAGUUCCAUCCACUUUUUCUUUCAUGAUCUAGAAGAAUUCUUUUUCUCUCUCUUUUUAGAGCCACACCUGUGGAUAUAGAAGGUCCUCGGCCAGGGGUCUAAUCAGCAUCUGCCACCUACUCCACAGCUUAUGGCAACGCUAGAUCCGUAACCCACUGCGUAAGGCCAGGGAUCAAAUCCAUACCCUCACAGACACCGUGCUGGGUUCUUAACCUGCCGACUCACAACGGGAACUCCACGAUCUAGAAGAACUGGUGAAGAGAAUUCCCUGCUUCCCCAUUCAGGAUUUUUCUCUGAAAAGGUAUCAGGAUCAGUGGUGAAGAACGGAUUUGCUAGUCUAAUGGGAUCCACUAACAUGUCCUACCUGAACCCGAAGACAGUGACUCUGAUUGGGAUCCCUGGCAUGGAGCAUGUGCAAUUUUGGAUUGGAUUUCCCUUCCUUGGGGUGUGCCUGGUGGCCCUGCUGGGGAAUAGCUUCUUAUUGACCAUCAUUAUGAUAGAACCCCGUCUUCACCAACCCAUGUACAUUUUCCUGGCAGUUUUGGCAGUGACUGACCUAGGUCUCUGUGUAGCCAUUGCUCCCAAGAUGUUGGCUAUCUUCUGGUUUGGCUCUUGCUCUAUGGCUUUUGAUGCUUGCCUCACCCAGCUCUUCUUCAUCCACGCCUUGCAGGGCGUGGAGUCUGGCAUCCUGUUGGCCAUGGCCUUUGACCGCUACGUUGCCAUUUGUGAUCCUCUGAGGCACAUGUCCAUCCUCACGCCUCUCUUCCUAGUCCGGAUGGUACUGAUGGUGGCCGUCCGAGCCUCGGUGCUUGUUGGGGUUUUGCCCAUUCUGCUCAAGCGACUGCAGCUUUUCCAGUCUGCGGUGAUCGCCCAUUCCUACUGUGAGCACAUGGCUGUGGUCAAGCUGGCUGCAGAAGACGUCCAUGUCAACAAAUCCUACGGGCUCUUUGUGGCUUUUGCAAUUCUAGGUUUGGACAUGAUCUUUGUCUUCAUCUCCUACAUUCUGAUUUUACGCGCUGUUUUCCUUCUUCCCCAGAAGAGAGCACGUCUCAAAGCCCUCAACACUUGCACCUCCCAUAUUGUCAUCUUUCUGGAAUUUUAUAUCCUUGCCUUUUUUUCCUUCUUCAGCCACCGUUUCGGACAGGUACCUCCCUAUGCCCAUAUCCUCUUGUCUACCAUCUAUCUGCUCGUGCCCCCUGCCCUUAACCCCAUUGUCUAUGGGGUGAAGACCAAGGAGAUCUGCAGGCGGGUUGCUCGGAUGUGUGUUCUGAAGCAGGAGGCCGGGGAGUAGUGCGACAUAACGUGGAACAGGAAAAAUACAGUCGCCUGUUUAAGAGGGACACUCGUUAUGUGAUGUCUGUCACAGAGAGAUGUUUCCCAUGAUCAUGCUCGCCCCUAAAGGAUUCACGUUCCCAAAGCAAGAGCAAUCCGAAUACGAUGUAAACUCGGAUGAAAAGUAUCUCAUAACUUCCUAUCAGUCUUAUUUUCUUCCUUUACCUUCUGCCUGCCUUCCAUCAGUCCUUCCUUGUUUUCCACUUCCUUGGGUACACAUCCGCCGUGUCUUUCUGCCAGACCAGGAGUCAGUCUCUCCUUUGGAUGUGUUACAGCGACAAAGACAAAGCCGUAAUUUCAAAAGAAUAAAUGUAAUUUAACUCUAUUCAGGCCGUGUUGAGAACACAGUAUUUAAGUUCACAUGUGAGCUGCAGCUAAUGUAAGUUUUAGAGGGAGUCAGAGAAGAUCUCGUGGAGAAGGUCAUGACAAAUACGAGGUUUGAACAACGUAUUGACCGAAGACGCUAGAAUGGUGUUAACCAUACUCUGAGGUUUUAAAACGCGACCAUAACUCGUGGAGAUGCACAGAGUAUGUGCAGAGAUACGCGGAUUUCACUUCCUUAAGUACUGGACUCAUGAAAAGCAGGCUCAUUUGUAUCUUCCUCAGUUACAAAAUAUGCAGAUCAUUCUGCCAUAGGAAAUUAUGUAUUAAUGUCUCAAUAAUACGACACUGGAUUUUACUUAACUGCACAAAAAUAGCCCUUGUAUUUGGAAAGUGGACAAUUCAGCUCUUCAGAGUUGCCACUGACUAGCAUGGCUUGUCACGGUCUUGGAAGAAGUUUAUUCUCUGUGUGCUGCUGCAACUCACUAUGAACAUUUUUUCCCCAAAAAAAGGAAUUAGAAGACAUUUUGACGAAUUUUGAGAUGUUGUCCAUUAAUGUGACAUAUGUGAAACAGCUUCUUUGUUCCCACUCUUACUUUCCUUAGCUCAAAAGAAGCUCACAAGCUCACUAGUGAAGAAAAUCCACCAAUCUGAAGUUUAGCCAUAUAUCCUUAUCUCAUUUGCACCUCAGACCUUCCCAUCCGGGGCGUCUACAGCUGGGGAGGAUACACACCACUCUCACCACCACCACACUGACACCAAUAAUCUCAACUCGGUUUUUCAUUCACCGCAGUUGUCUCCCUCCCCCGAUGAUGGAGCUAAUGACCUAGACUAUUUUUUAGAGUAGGGAGAGAAGAUGAAAGCUUGCCUUACGAUGGCCUCAAUCUAUAAACAGAUAAGUAGGACAUAAGAAUGUCCUAUCAAGGGUUCUCCCAGAAGCAAACCAAAGCAAGAAUUUUAGGGUAUGUGGUAUAUUUGGGAAUUGAUCCAAGAAAAAACAUGUGAAGAAGUAAGCGAAUAAGGUGGUGAAGAGAAGGCGCCAAUAAAGUGCUCGUAGCUGAGCAGAUUCCUGCUAUAGAUUACCAGGGCUUUUUCUGCUAGGGCUACUGGAAAACACGUGAGAAGCACGUUUCCACACUGUCCCAGUGGGCGGCUAGAAACAUGGUUUAUUUACCCGCCACCUCUACCUCUCCGUACAAGAAUCACACGGCAGCUGUAAGCACCACGGGCUGGGUUGAGGCAGAGGCAUCAGGAACAAUGGUCAGCAAGGAAUUUAUUUGCAUUACCUCUAAGGAGAGCCACUAUCUGUUCCGAGCAUACAGAGUGGAAAGACACCACAUUCUAAAGAAUGUCACUGGCAGAUGCUAUAGUUAUUCUCCAUAGGUGGGAAUAUGAACUGAUGAAUGAAUGGUUUGGGGGAGCACUUAAUUAGUGCAAAUAUAGGAGUACUUCUUUCUAUGACUUAGCAUUCCACAUCUGUGUGCAAUUCACCUCUCCUUCUGGUUUAGUACCUGGGACGGAUUGAGAGUCUUUUCACAACGAAGCAGGGGCCUUACAAGAAGCUAACUUCUUAAGUGAAGGAAAGAAAUUGCUGUCAUGCAGAAUAAGGUAUGUUAUCUUGCAAGGGAAGAGAUGUGAUGUGUGUUCUGGCUCUUAUCCGUCCCUAUAAAUCUCUGUAUACAUAAGUGAAAAUGUCUCUGGCUCCCUUGGAAUCUCCAGAGGGGAAAAAAAUGAUUCACAAAAAUUGAGAGUAGACUAUAUAUAUAUACCUGAGAGCUCAUGUGCGAGCGUUGAAAAUAACCACUUGGAAGAUGUUCGGGAACAUACCCUAGAUCCUUAGAGAGGGGUUUAAUAGUGGGUUUGCAUAUUUAUUGAUGCAGCUGAAAUGAACAUCAGAUGUGUGUGCAUGUGGCCAUGUUCCUGGGAAUGUGCACCUGUCUCAGGUGAGGUGUAUGGAUGUGUCUAAAGUGAGUGUGACAUCAUAUCACAGAGAGAAAAGCUUACAGACAAGUUAGAUGAUUGGAAGUACGCGUCUAGAGAAAAACAUAUGCACAUCUGUAAAUGUUGAUGUGAAAUAAAUACCAUCUGUGUGAUGGUCCAGGCAGCCUCGAGGGUCCCCAAACUAUGAACAUUAGGGCUGGGAAGAUGUGUGUAAUUUACAUGUAUCAGUCCCUUGGUUUACGAGUUGGUGUUUCAUAACAUUUGAAAACAAAACAAAACUAAGCCAAGGGUUGAACCCUGCUUAUGUGAGGUCAGAAGUUCAAUUUGGGGGAGUGGCUUUAGCUCUUAAAGAAAUAUGGAUGUAAGAAUAAUGGCAAAGCAUGCAGAUUAAUAAUACAGUGCAGACCGUAGGUGAGCAGAGGUCAAAGAAACCUGAAGUGUGUGGCAGAGACAGGCUGGUUGGUGUGAUCUGAGGGAGGCAUUAAGAAAACAAACUGGAGAAAGUGUCUUUUGAGGUGGGAGAAGGUUGACUGGGAAAAAUCAAAGGGAUAUGCCUCUCAAGUAGCACAGAAAAUGAGUUAAAGCACCAAGAAAGUGAUUUCUUUGCAAAUAAAGCAGUUAGGUUUGGCUAGACGGAUGCCUACUGAGUAAUUUAGUGAAAGCAAAGCAUCUUGCAGGGGAGACUGAUGUCAAGUCAUGCAAUAACCUGAAGGUCAUGCCACUGCAGUUAAGACUUUAUCUUGAGGACAAGCUGUUGAAGACAUGAGGUGGGUGAAAUGAGAGAGCUGUUUACAAAGGACCACUCCAGUUGCCCUGUUAAGAAAAACUCUGAAUAUGAGAGAGACUGAAUAUGGGAAGGUGAGUUAGGAAAAGCUUGCAGUACAGAGAUUGAAAGUGAUGAAAGCAUAAGGUAGAAAAAAGCAGAAAUGUGCAAAGAAAUCUCAGUUACUGAUUGGAUAAAGAGAAGGAUAUACCACGAAGUAAUCGAAAGGUUUUGAAAUUAAUUUAACUGAGUCAAUGCACAAAAAUGGGUGCUACAGAAGGACAGUCUAGCUGGCAAGGAGAUUAGGAGUUUAUUUGGAAAGACUUAAGUUUAAGGUGCAUAUGAAGAAUGGUUCACAGGCUGCUGCAAUGUUUUCUGGAGCCCAGACACAACUCAUGGUUUUAAGAUACAGAUUUUGGUGUCUUGAAUCUGUAAAAACAUAUGAGGUCGGAUAAAGAAAACAGUGAAGCUAGAGUAAAAAUAGCUUCCUUGGGUCUUUUUUAAAUUAGUUUUUAACAUUAUACAAGAGGCAUGUGUACACGAUUAUAUUUCAACUUCUGUAUAAGAUAGCGUGCGUUCACCACCAACAGUU
Messenger RNA from Sus scrofa (pig), 6317 nucleotides. The record is from RefSeq and is a predicted model, not a curated record. NCBI's taxonomy places the organism in Eukaryota, Metazoa, Chordata, Mammalia, Artiodactyla, Suidae.